CAGGAAUUCGUCCCAACUUUCGUCCCAACGGCUUCGUUUCUCCACCAAUCCGUGUAAACAACUGGUGACUUUCGAUGACAAGAAUGCAAUCGUGUUCGGAUACCUACCGCUUGUUUCUCAUCCUUUUGAUUCUUGGAACGGUCAUUGUUCAUGGCGAAUCAGAACCGAUGGCUAGACCAGUUCGUUCAGAGACAUCUGCCAUUUCGGAAGACUUAAAAAAAUUCCUCGAUAAUUGUUACUAUUUGUAUAGCGGAAGAGCAGAGGUAACGAUGUAUGGAAAAAGGGGAAACGCUCUGUCUUCUGUGCCAAGCAUUGAUUACGUAUGGGAUACGAUAAAAACAAGCCCGGAGGAUAUUCGAAGAUCGCAGCAACAAAAGUUUGAAGAAAGGAUGCAAGAUGAACGUCGAUUCCUUGGUGAACUCGAAGGCUAUGGCGCCAGAAAGGAUAAUCCACGGAUUUAUAUUUCACCUAGUCAAGCCAUGGUUCAUCGAUACUAUGAUGAUGUGCAAUAA
Molecule: messenger RNA, 512 nt
Organism: Eufriesea mexicana
Lineage: Eukaryota; Metazoa; Arthropoda; Insecta; Hymenoptera; Apidae
Gene: NPF
Product: neuropeptide F
Exons: 3
Coding region: 75-512 (145 amino acids)
Source: RefSeq, a predicted model, not a curated record